Molecule: messenger RNA, 234 nt
Organism: Emericellopsis atlantica
Lineage: Eukaryota; Fungi; Ascomycota; Sordariomycetes; Hypocreales; Bionectriaceae
Product: ubiquitin-like protein NEDD8
Exons: 4
Coding region: 1-234 (77 amino acids)
Biological process (GO): regulation of proteolysis; modification-dependent protein catabolic process; protein neddylation
Cellular component (GO): nucleus; cytoplasm
Molecular function (GO): protein tag activity; ubiquitin protein ligase binding
Source: RefSeq, a predicted model, not a curated record
AUGCAGAUCAAGGUGCGAACAUUGACCGGGAAGGAGAUCGAGCUCGACAUCGAGUCCGACUACAAGGUCUCGCAGAUCAAGGAGAAGGUCGAGGAGAAGGAGGGCAUCCCGCCAGUGCAGCAGCGCCUGAUCCACGGCGGCAAGCAAAUGACUGACGAUAAAUCGGCGGCGGACUACCAGCUCAAUGCGGGCGACACACUGCAUCUCGUCUUGGCCCUCCGAGGAGGGUGCUAG